This is a messenger RNA of Megalobrama amblycephala (Wuchang bream), 3288 nucleotides long. It is a transcript of the gene p2ry10, whose product is annotated as P2Y receptor family member 10. NCBI's taxonomy places the organism in Eukaryota, Metazoa, Chordata, Actinopteri, Cypriniformes, Xenocyprididae. Gene Ontology annotation, molecular function: G protein-coupled receptor activity. The coding region runs from base 198 to 1199 and encodes 333 amino acids. Gene Ontology annotation, biological process: positive regulation of Rho protein signal transduction; phospholipase C-activating G protein-coupled receptor signaling pathway. Gene Ontology annotation, cellular component: membrane. The transcript is spliced from 3 exons. The record is from RefSeq and is a predicted model, not a curated record.
UUCACUUUCCUGAGACACGUCACGGCUUGUGUCUGUUAGUGGUCUAGCUGAAAAAUAACGUGACGUUCAUAUAACUUCCUCUUGCUGCAGCGAGCUGCAUGAUGACCUGAACUGGAAAGCACCAAAUUCAUGCAGACUUCAGCUCAGUCCAACAGUGAUUUUCUGUCUACAAUAAAUGAAAUCAAAGUUUCACAGUCAUGAAUAUGUCAUGUCCGAACGUCAUGGUGAACUACUCCUGUUCAACCAGUAUGACUGACUGGGAAACAGCCAUGAACCAGCUCUACACCUUCUUUUACCUGAUCAUCUUCAUCCCAGGCCUGCUGAGCAACACUCUGGCUCUCUGGGUUCUGUGUCGAUUCAUAAGCAAAAAGACGAAAGCCAUCAUCUUCAUGAUUAACCUGACCGUAGCUGACCUGGCUCACGUGAUGUCGCUGCCCCUUCGAAUUCACUACUACAUCCGUCAAGAUUGGCCUUUUGGCAGCGGGUUGUGUCUGCUGUGUUUUUACCUGAAAUACCUUAACAUGUAUGCUAGCAUCGCUUUUCUGGUCUGCAUCAGCAUCCAGCGCUGCGCUUUUCUCCUGCGGCCGUUCCGCGCCAAGCACUGGAAGUCCCGCUAUGACGUCUGCAUCAGCGUUGUGGUGUGGGUGGUGGUGGGGCUCUGCUGCUCACCCUUCAUCUUAAUGAGGAGCAGACCGGAUUCAGCAAAGGAAAACAGAAACUGCUUCAAAGACCUGCCAAUGCGAAAGCUGGAUUUUCGCUUAGCCAUUUCCAUGAUGGCCGCUGCUGAACUCUUUGGAUUUAUUGGUCCAUUAUUCAUCAUUGGCUUCUGUACCUACUUAAUAGUGAACUCUUUGCGACAGAGGAAUCGCAGCGACCAAUCCACCGGUAACACGAGAAAGGCCUUGCGCAUGGUCAGGGUGUGCACAGGUGUCUUCCUCUUCUGUUUCGCCCCCUACCACAUCAACUUCCUGCUUUAUCUCAUGGUAACCCAGUGCAUUAUAACAAACUGUGAAGUGAGUCAGGCCAUCAGACAGUUUCACCCUAUUUCUCUCUGCAUAGCGAGCCUGAACUGCUGCCUCAACCCUCUCAUCUACUACUUCCUGACCACCGAGUUCAAGCAGCAGCUGUCCCAGCACGGCAGCUCCGUGCUCAGAGGCCGUCUGAUGAGUAUGGAGAGCACGUCUUCCUAUCGGGAAUGAGUCACGAGCAAUGCAUUAUCAUUUCAUUUUUGUUAAAACGUUUAGUGUAGGGCUGCAGCAAGCGACUGUUCAGUAUUUCUUUGUUUGUCAUUUUCAAUGAAUCAAAUGUUUCACAUCAUGCUUAAAUCUUGCUUGAAAAUAUAAUACAAACAUAAAGCUUACGAUAUAAAUGAACAUUUUAUGUCCAUCAAGUAUUGUUUUGAACAAAAUGAUUCCCUUUCAUGGCAUAGUUGCAAACACUGUAUGAAGUAUUUGUAGUUUAAUAGUGAAAAGCAUUAAAGACUAAAUUUGAAUGGAGCAGAAAUUAAACUUUCUAUGGACUGCGUGACAGAGACUUUAUUUUUUUAUAAUGCAGACAUCAAAUUCCAACCGGAUGAACUGAUAAUGUUUGAAUCUGCACAGACGAAAAGCACUGAUAGAAGUGAAUCUGACAAUGACUGAGCCAACUAAUCAUUUUAAACACCUGGUUAUUUGGGUUAUUUGACAAAGUUAAAAAAUAAUGGAAAUAAUACUGCAUAUUCAUGGAUCUAUGGACACCUGAUGAACAUAAGUAAUUGGAUACUGUUUUCACACUAUUCAUGUGUUGCUCUUUAUUGUUCAUUAUUGUCUUGUACUUAGAAUAGAUUAGAUUAAAUGUGUUAAUGCUUAAUAAAUGAGAGUGAACGUUUAAUGGUGUUUAACAUUCGUGUUCCACAAAAAAAAAGAAAAAAAAGAAAAUCAUGGUUUAGAAUGACAUUAGGAUGAAAAAUUAAUUACAGAAUUUGAAUUUUUAGGGGACUUCCGGUAUAGCGAUUGAGGGAGUGAGAUUUGUCUGGGAUUUUAAUAGUUAAAGGUGCACUAUACAGGAUUUUCAGUAACACAAUUUGUAAACACAACAUUCAGACUUGGCCCCUCCCCGUGGGCGGGGCACCACCGGAGGCCACACCCCUGUCCUGAUAUGACAUCAGUUGCACACACAGCCGAACUGACUCAAAAGAAUAAGUGUGGGUCUCAAGCAUGUUUUGUCUUUUUUUCCAAGGGCAGGUAGAUUUGGGUGUCAUCAGCAUAAAAGUGAAAUGACAUGCUUGUGUCGUAGGAUGGCCCUUUAAGAACGUGUACGUUGGGUUGGUCAGGCAAUCACAUUCAUAUAUACAGGCACAGGUGUGAUCUUCCUCCUCAUGGCAUCGUUGGUGUGACUUGUUUGUGUGCCACUUGCAUUUUCUCCACUCCUCUGAGUAUUCGGUGUAUCCAGGCCUUGUUAGUGGGCAUGUAAGUGUGUCUCGCACAGAAGAAGUGCCAGCUGCUGUUUUGCUGUGGCUCAUGUAGAGUCUGGAUUGCUGCUUGUUCUUUGUGGUUUUGAACGCCGUUAUUUUGCUGUUUGCCUGGAUGCAGCUCGCCUCGGUGAGCUAUAAAACAGUGGCCUUUUGUUCCGGCGCCACCUGGUGUGUGUGUGUGUGAGUUAAAUUGAAUGUACUUGUUUAGUUUUUCUUUAUUGGCUCAUUGUUUAUUGUAUUUUGUUUAAGUAGUUAGUGUAUUUGUUUGUUUGUUUGUUUAAUUGGUUUGGUUUGUUUAAUUGCAGUGCAAUUUGUGUUCACAGUUUUGAGCCUUAUCUAAUGUUUUGUGCAAAGACAUGAGUGUAAAAAAAAAAAAAAAAAAAAAAAAAUCUUUCAGUUAUCUUUUUUGUUUGUUGUAUGGGGAAAAAAAUCCUUGUUUUUUAUCAUUUUGAUUUAUUGUUGUUGUUGUUAUUAUUUUCAUUAUCAUUUUUAUCUUUAUUGUUGUUGUUGUUUGUAUUGCUUUUGGGGGUUGUAUAGUUUGUUUUUGUUUUGUUUGUUUUGUUUUUCGUUUGUUGGUGUCGUGUUGGCCGGUCCAUUUGGUCUGACUAAAACACAACCCAUUGACGGACUACCUUGUUAAAGUACAGUGUACAGUAACUGAAUGUUUGCAUCAUUGGAUCUCCUGUACAGUAUUGUGGCCACCUCAGCAAUUAAUGACAAUGAAUGUUUAGCAUUUGGGUUAAGCUAACUGGUAAAAUUUUAGAUUGCGAGGGUUUUUGUUUUUUUGAUGUUGAUGUGUUUUAAUCAUGGAGAAAUAAACUGAUGAUUUUGUGGCA